Messenger RNA from Scaptodrosophila lebanonensis, 1119 nucleotides. Its product is annotated as epimerase family protein SDR39U1. Bases 76 to 972 code for a protein of 298 amino acids. The transcript is spliced from 4 exons. Lineage: Eukaryota; Metazoa; Arthropoda; Insecta; Diptera; Drosophilidae. The record is from RefSeq and is a predicted model, not a curated record.
CUCUAGUGACAUAUUUACGUAAACAGACGCAAUAAAAUCGCGAAAUUUGAUAAUAAUUAACACCGCAGCCUGCAAAUGUCAAAGCAUACAUUAAUAGGCGGUGGCACUGGCUAUAUUGGUAGACACCUUGGCAAACAUUUGUCCCAGCAAGGCUAUGAAGUAACAGUAAUUUCUCGCAUGCCGGGCAUAAAACGCAUUACCUGGCAUGAACUAGAAAAGAACGGCAUACCCAGUUCCGUAAGCUCUGUUGUCAAUUUGACCGGCCAGAAUGUGUUAGAUCCGACAAGGAGGUGGACGCCGGGGUUUAAACAGAAUGUCUGGAACUCCCGCGUUAAUUCGACGAAGGCACUCUGCAAGGCCAUCAGUGAAGCCCCUCAUGUCUGCUCCUUUGUUAGUAUGUGUGGCGUCAGCCACUACCCGCCCUCGCCUGUGAAGGUGUACACGGAAGAGGAUAAGGUGGAGAGCUACGACUUUAUGUCGCGUCUGUGCAUCGCUUGGGAGGAGGCAGCCAAUCUAAACAAUAACACACCUAAGGCCAAGUGUACCAUAGUGCGCACGGGUGUGGUUGUGGGCGAGCCUGAUGGAGGCAUGAUCAAAUCGAUUUGGCUGCCUUUUAAAUUGGGACUAGGCGGUCCCAUGGGCAGCGGUGCUGAGAUUUUACCUUGGAUACAUAUGGAGGAUCUGUGUCGCCUGAUACAGCACAUAAUAGAAAAGGGUGAAGCCGGGGUGAUGAAUGCAGUCGCACCAGAAAUUGUAACCACCAAGGGCUUCUCUCAGGACUUUGCCAAGGCGCUUAACCGGCCUUGCUUGUUCAACAUACCGGAGUUCGUGGUCGACAUGAUCUUUGGCAAGGAGCGUGCUGCGCUCCUUUUAAAUGGUGCUAGGAUUCAGCCAAAAAAUGCGUUGAAGUCAGGCUUUGAGUUUAAAUAUCCCACCGUUAAGGAUGCCGUUACGGAGAUCGCACAAAAGUAAACUGAAUAAUCAGGCUCACAAGCAUACAAUAUAUGUGAAAGGGAUUGUAAAAAUGAUUGACACUGAGUUUUAUAGUGAUUAGGAUAUUUAUGUUGUAGAUAAUUUGUAACUUUUAGCAAAAUAAAAUCAAGGCCCUGAUACUCAUAA